Molecule: messenger RNA, 5898 nt
Organism: Aquila chrysaetos chrysaetos
Lineage: Eukaryota; Metazoa; Chordata; Aves; Accipitriformes; Accipitridae
Gene: LGR5
Product: leucine rich repeat containing G protein-coupled receptor 5
Exons: 18
Coding region: 262-2985 (907 amino acids)
Biological process (GO): G protein-coupled receptor signaling pathway
Cellular component (GO): membrane
Molecular function (GO): G protein-coupled receptor activity; protein-hormone receptor activity; protein binding
Source: RefSeq, a predicted model, not a curated record
CGCCCGCUCUGUACGGCGACGCGGGCAGGGCCCGCCGCGCUACGGCGGGCAAGGCUGGGGCGGCGUCAGCGGGCGCGCAGUGCCGGCUCCAGGGCUUUAAAGCAGCGUGUAAGCUGAGAUGCUACCACAGACAGCGGCGCGGCGGCGGCCGCAGCAACAGCAGCAGCUCCCCGAGCUCAGACGGGCGCCCGCCUUUCGCCCCCGCCGCGCCGCGGGGCAUGAGAGCGGUCGCCCCGCAGGUCUAGGUAACCCCCGGGCCUCAUGGCGGCUGCCCGCGCCCUCCUUCUUCUUCUCCUCCUCCUCUUCUGCCUGCCGGGGCUGCGGCGAGGGGCGCGGGGCGGCGGGCAGCGCCCGCGGGGCUGCCCGGCUCCGUGCCGCUGCGAGCAGGAGGGUAUGCUCCUCCGCGCCGACUGCUCCGACCUGGGGCUCACGGCCGUGCCCGCCAACCUCAGCGUCUUCACCUCUUACCUUGAUCUCAGUAUGAACAACAUUACUAAGCUGCCCUCAAACCCUGUGCACAAUCUCCGCUUCCUGGAAGAGCUACGUCUUGCAGGAAAUGGCUUGACAUACAUUCCUAAGGGAGCAUUUGCUGGCCUUUUCAGUCUUAAAGUGCUGAUGCUGCAGAAUAACCAACUACGCCAGGUUCCUACUGAAGCACUCCAGAACUUGCGCAGCCUGCAGUCUCUACGUUUGGAUGCCAACCACAUCAACUAUGUGCCCCCCAACUGCUUCAAUGGCUUGGUCUCCCUUAGACACCUGUGGCUAGAUGAUAAUUCUUUGACAGAAAUUCCCGUCCAAGCUUUUAGAAGUUUACCAGCACUUCAGGCAAUGACAUUGGCACUGAAUAAAAUUCAUUACAUACCAGACUAUGCUUUUGGAAACCUCUCUAGUUUGGUAGUUCUACAUCUCCAUAACAAUAGAAUCUACUCCCUGGGAAAGAAAUGCUUUGAUGGGCUCCACAGCCUAGAGACUUUAGAUUUAAAUUACAACAGUCUGGACGAGUUCCCCACUGCUAUCAGGACACUAACAAACCUAAAAGAACUGGGAUUUCAUAGCAAUAACAUCAAGUCAAUACCUGAGCGUGCAUUUGUGGGUAAUCCAUCACUUAUUACAAUACAUUUUUAUGAUAACCCGAUCCAGCUUGUUGGAAAAUCUGCUUUUCAACACUUACCAGAACUCAGAACUCUGACUUUAAAUGGUGCUUCACAGAUAACAGAGUUUCCUGAUCUGACAGGGACUACAAGUCUGGAGAGUUUGACACUCACAGGAGCACAGAUCACCUCUCUCCCCAAAUCAGCUUGUGACCAGUUACCUAAUCUCCAAGUGCUGGAUCUGUCUUAUAAUCUGCUGGAAGAUUUACCGUGUUUUACUGCAUGUAGAAAACUCCAAAAAAUUGACUUGCAUCACAAUGAAAUCGGUGAAAUCAAAGCAGACACAUUUCAGCAGCUGGCUGCUCUUCGGUCUCUGGAUUUAGCUUGGAACAAAAUUAAAAUUAUUCACCCCAAUGCCUUCUCCUCUUUACCAUCUCUGAUCAAACUGGAUGUGUCAUCCAACCUUUUGUCCUCUUUUCCUGUGACGGGGCUACAUGGUUUAACUCAUUUAAAAUUAACAGGAAAUCAUGCCCUACAAAGUUUGAUAUCAUCUGAAAAUUUUCCAGAGCUCAAGGUCAUGGAAAUGCCUUAUGCUUAUCAGUGCUGUGCCUUUGGAGCUUGUGAGAGCCACUACAAAUUCUCCAGCCAGUGGAGCAAAGAAGAGAAUAGCAGCAUUGAUGAUUUUCACAGGAAGGAUGCUGGGUUAUUACAAAUUCAAGAUGAGCGUGACUUUGAAGAUUUUUUUCUUGACUUUGAAGAAGAUUUGAAAGCUCAUCAUUCAGUGCAAUGCUCACCUUCUCCAGGUCCCUUCAAACCAUGUGACCAUCUGUUUGGUAGCUGGCUGAUCAGAAUUGGAGUGUGGACCGUAGUGGGUUUGACCUUUAUUUGCAAUGCACUGGUGUCCGCUACAGUUUUCAGAUCUCCAUUGUAUAUGUCCUCCAUAAAACUUUUGAUCGGUUUAAUAGCUAUUGUAAAUGCCUUGAUGGGUCUGGCUAGUGGAGUACUGGCUAGCGUGGAUGCCUCAACUUUUGGUAGCUUUGCUCAGUAUGGAGCACAGUGGGAAAGUGGAAUUGGUUGCCAAAUAACUGGCCUUCUCUCCAUUUUUGCUUCAGAGGCUUCCAUUUUCCUCCUUACCCUAGCUGCACUUGAACGUGCAUUCUCUGUAAAGCAUGCUACAAAGUUUGAAACAAAAUCCUCCAUUGCUAGUGUAAAAAUUGCCAUUUUCUUUUGCUUUAUGUUGGCACUAAUCAUUGCAGUGGUACCACUCCUUACUGGGAGUGAGUAUGGGGUUUCUCCGCUUUGUUUACCACUACCAUUUGGAGAACCCAGUGCUAUGGGCUACAUGGUAGCACUGGUAUUGCUGAACUCCCUUUGUUUUCUGGUAAUGACUAUUGCUUAUACAAAGCUCUACUGUAGUUUAGAAAAGGGAGAACUAGACAACAUUUGGGAUUGCUCUAUGGUCAAACAUAUAGCCUUGCUACUUUUUACUAAUUGCAUUCUUUAUUGCCCUGUGGCCUUCUUAUCUUUUUCCUCCUUACUAAACCUCACUUUUAUCAGCCCAGAAGUGAUUAAGUCAAUACUGCUAGUGAUUGUCCCACUGCCUGCAUGUCUAAACCCACUCCUUUAUAUACUUUUCAAUCCACACUUUAAGGAGGACUUGGGAAGUCUGCGAAAGCAAACUUUGUUAUGGAGGAGAUCAAAACAUGCUAGUCUGAUCUCUGUGAAUUCAGAAGACAUAGAAAAACAGUCUUGUGACUCAACACAAGCAUUGGUAACGUUCACAAGUGCCAGCAUAUCAUAUGAUAUGCCUACCAGCAAUUCACUAAUGCCAUCAUCUUAUCAAAUGACAGAAAGCUGCAAUCUUUCAUCAGUUGCGUUUGUUCCAUGUCGCUAGUUUCAGUGGCAGUACAGAAAAUACCUAUGUUUACAAAAUUUUUAAUCCCGAAAGUAAGUAUGGAUGGGUGCAUACAAACUAGAGAGUGCCUCUGAGUUAUUGUUGCACACAUCAGAAAACAAUGACAAAACUUGCAGCAGGCUGAAAAUCCAAUACUUGAGCCUUCUCAGCCUGCUUCCAAAAUGCUGGGAUGAAGAGAGAAACUGAAAGCUGCUGCAUUUUGUGCAGUUGUAUCAGCUGCUCUCUUUUAAAGUAGCACUACUCAGAAAGGGCUUCAGUUGGCCAAGAGCAAAAAUAGCAUGUUAAAUUGUUUUCCGAGCACCACCUGAUACAGUUUGUUUUCAGGGGUUGGGGUUUUUUUCCUGUUUACUGUAAUUUGGUUUUAAUAAUAGUUUUUCAGUGCCAUGAUUGUUUUUAUAAGCAUCUGUGUAUGGUCGUCAUUCAGCAAGGUAACUAAAUGGAGGAGUAAUCCUGUUCAAGUCCUAAAGGUUUCUGCAGAAUAGACUUUGAUGAAGUUCCAUGUUUGAUAAAGCUGAUUUAAUAGUUUAACGGGCAUUGGGUUUGUUUUUUAGAAGUCAUCUGACUUGACAAAGCAUUUUUAAUUGUCAGCUAAACCUACAAAAUUAACAUGGUGUGAAAGAAGUUAAUCAAGAUCCUGUCAAGCGCUUAAAAUGUAAUUGUAAAUGGCAAGCCAUUGUCACAUGGGUAUUUUUCUAGUGAGGUUCUGCACAGUUUGGUCCUGAAUUGCUACCAUGCCAGUAGAAUUACUCCCAGAAUUACUGCUGAUAAAAUUGGCAGAUGACUCAUAGAAUUUGAAGGUGGAAAAUACUGCAUAGAAAGUCAUCAAUACAAAAAGACUGGCAUGCUGAGGGCAAUUAAAGGACACCAAAGGCACUCACAUAGAAACAUUCAUUUAAGGUAAUUUGUCUAGGAACAAAAACUGUAGUCCUGCUUAUGGCAUGAUCUGCAUCCUAUGAAACAGUGAUUCUAGAAAGCUUCUAGUUCAUGGUCACUAGUCAGUCAAAGAUUUAGAGGCCACUGUGUCCUUCUGGGUAAGGAUAGCCAAUAUCCUUAGCCAAGGCAAUGUCAAGUAAGAGUGAAGAGGUUGUAUGAUCUGUGUUCUUAGUGCUGAUGCAAGCACUACUGGGAUAAUUCAAACAGUUCUUGCAUUCACAUGCUGUAAAGACCAUUGUGAAAUUGAAGAGGAUAUGAAUAUCAUAAAUUUAAAGUAGCUUAAGAAAGAAUUGAUUUGAUUACAGUUUGUAAGUAGCUACUUCUGGGAAACAGAAGUUUGAGAGCAGAGAACUACUUAUUCAAGAGGAGAAGAAUCUGGCAAGAUCAACUGGAAGUUGACACUAGGGAUAUGCAGCAUAGAAAUAAAGGUGCAAAUUGUUGACAGUGAUGGUCAUUAGCUAGUGGAACUAUCUGUCACCAAAAAUCUCUAAAUUCAAAUUGGAUAUAUUGCAAAAAAAUUUAUUGGAGCAGCUGUCAGAAUUCAGGGACUUCUGAUGGCUUUAGUUUAGGAAAAAGUUAGAUUAGAUUAACACAGAGUUUCUCUCUGGCUUUAAAUCUGUUAAUACUUUGCUGAAUCAAGGCAUGUAUGUUUACAUAUCAGAAGGAUCCCAGUUAGAGAGAAUAGACUUCAGGUCUUUGACAAGUCUAAUGUCAAAAUAUCUCGGACAACAGAGCUACCUUCACUUCCCUAGAAUAUCAGUCUUUGACCCUGGCCAAGCCAUCAGCGGAUAUUCCAGUAUUCUUUUCUCAGAGCUGGCACCUUUUGCUCAAGUGAGCUGAUCAUUUAAGACACGAAAGUGCACAAAUUUACUUUUUUUUAUUGUUAAAAAUAGCUCCCUGAGGAGUAACAUUUAAUAGCCCAGUACUCGCUGCUCAGUUAAUGGCCACUCAACCUCCAGGUGAACGAGACUAAUUUUUGAACAUUACCAAGGUUAGGCUAGCCCAGUAAUUAAGGUAAUCAGUUACAGAUGAUCUCUGUUGUUCAUCUGUUACUGUAUAUAAAACGUCCUGGGACUCAAAGGAUGUAUUUUCACAAUGAAGAAUUUGUUGCCAAUGAUGGAUAUGCCUUGAUUUUCCUGUCCAUUCACACUGGCAUAUUUUUAGUUUUGCAGUUACAGAUGGCAUCAGUUGAUUUUGGCUGACAUGUUCAUCCUUCAGGAAAAAAAAAUGAACCAAUGCCGAAAUUAUGUAUGAUAAAGUCAGCUGAGUACUUAUCUUAAUCCUUUAUCUCUUGUGGCUUUUGAAGCAGUGCAGCAUACAGCUGGAGAACGAUGCCUGAAACCACUUUGGAUUAAACAGAGGAUCAGUCAACCAUUGCACAAUACCUAUUACCGUGUUUACUUAGCUUUAAUUUAACUGGGGUCCAUCUGUGCUGCACUGCUUAAUGUCAGUGAAAUUCCUUUCAGCUCGCUAUAUUUAAGAAGUUUGUAAAGUGAUUUGAGAAGCAAAAUAAUGUUAUAAUUCUAAAGACUAGUUAAAGAAAGCUUCUUUUAUCAGAACUUUUGUAGCUUGCAGAAAGUCCUAAAGGCUUUGUGUCUUAUUUUUAUAAGCAUGUUUGAAAUAUUUUGAUCAGAUAUUUUAAACUUGAAAUUGUUAAAAUUCAUUUAAUAGAUUUUUAAAGUAAAAUGUGUAAAUAUAGAACUGUAUUUAUUAUUACAGUGAAAUGCAACCACAGCAAAGUACGUGAGAUUAAGCCCUGUACAGUUUCAUAUUGAUAUUUGCUAUAUUUUCUGCUCAUAUAUAUUGCUAAAUUCAUUAUCUGUAAAUAACAUAAUGUAAAUGUGUAGUGAUUGUAAAUAGGUGACAUGCUUUCUUUUCUAUCAGUGUUCCAAACAUAUGUAAGUUGUAAUAAAAUGUGACUACACGGUAAAGAGCAUUUAAUCGGGACCUAACACCUCA